Messenger RNA from Salvia hispanica, 4242 nucleotides. RefSeq names its product kinesin-like protein KIN-7D, mitochondrial. Gene Ontology annotation, molecular function: microtubule binding; microtubule motor activity; ATP binding. Gene Ontology annotation, biological process: microtubule-based movement. NCBI's taxonomy places the organism in Eukaryota, Viridiplantae, Streptophyta, Magnoliopsida, Lamiales, Lamiaceae. The record is from RefSeq and is a predicted model, not a curated record.
UCUCACCAGUCCACCUCCCCCCUCUUCUCGCGCUCUCCAUCUCUCCCCUCUCUCUACAAGCUCUCUUCUCUCUCUCUCUACUAGUCGUCUUUGUCUUUAAGGAGAAGAAAAGAAGCUAUCUCGCUGCUUACCUUUCCCCACGCACCCAUACGUGUGUGUGUGUGAAUAAUUACAUAUCCAUUUAUAUAUCUCGGCUCAAGCUUCAUUGACACACAGCAUUUUCCGCUGAGAGAAAGCGACAACAAAUCCGGAAAAGAGAAUCGAACAAUGUCGUUCGCUUUGCGAGCUCGCACCACGUGAUUUCUGACACAUUCUUCUUCUUCCUCAUCAUCCUUUUUCCCCCAAUUUUUUAAUCUGUAGGUAUGCAUACGCAUACGCAAUGCUGGAACUAAAGCAACUGAUCGAACGGAGUGGUGCGAUUUCUUUUCGUUGCUUUUCCCCCUUUUGUGUGGAGUGAUGGCGAGCUCAUCUUCUCGAGGAAGGAACAGUUCACCGUUUCAGUAUCAGAAACCGACGAGUCCGUACUCGUCGACGUCGUCUACAUCGUCGCUGAUGAACAGUCGGUUAAUGACGCGGUCGUGCUCUUCUUCGGUGACGUCGUUUCACGGGGAUGGUUACGGAGCUAGAUCCGCGAUGCCGGGACAGAGUAGAGGGGAUUAUCCGCUGGACCAGACGCCGGUGAGUUACCCAUCGGUGGAUGACCAGCUGAUUAGCGAACCAGAUAAUUCUACUUCGAGAUCGGGGGAUAGCAUUUCGGUGACGAUUAGAUUUCGGCCUUUGAGUGAUCGGGAAUAUCAGAGAGGGGAUGAGAUUGCUUGGUAUACAGAUGACGAUAACAUUGUGCGAAAUGAGUAUAAUCCGAUGACUGCCUAUGCAUUUGACAGAGUAUUUGGGCCUGAUACGAUCACUGAAGAAGUAUAUGAAGUAGCUGCUCGACCUGUAGUUAAGUCUGCAAUGGAGGGCAUAAAUGGGACUGUAUUUGCUUAUGGUGUUACUAGCAGUGGAAAGACACAUACUAUGCAUGGGGAUCAUGAUUCUCCUGGCAUAAUACCAUUGGCUAUAAAGGACGUCUUUAGCAUGAUCCAAGAUACUCCAGGUCGCGAAUUCUUACUUCGGGUGUCAUAUCUCGAAAUCUAUAAUGAGGUGAUUAAUGACUUGCUGGAUCCAACUGGUCAAAAUUUGCGUGUCAGAGAGGAUGCACAGGGGACUUAUGUUGAGGGCAUUAAAGAGGAAGUUGUUUUGUCUCCUGGACAUGCUCUUUCAUUUAUUGCUGCUGGAGAAGAACAUCGUCAUGUUGGAUCAAAUAAUUUCAACCUAUUCAGCAGCCGUAGUCAUACGAUAUUUACGUUGAUGAUCGAAAGUAGUGCACAUGGAGAUGACUAUGAUGGAGUUAUAUUCUCACAAUUGAACCUAAUCGAUUUAGCUGGAUCUGAGAGCUCAAAAACAGAAACAACUGGUCUACGGAGAAAAGAAGGAUCUUACAUAAAUAAAAGUCUUCUAACACUUGGAUCUGUGAUUGGGAAACUUAGUGAAGGGAAAGCGGCACAUGUUCCCUACCGAGAUUCAAAGCUUACACGACUUUUGCAGUCUUCGCUAAGUGGGCAUGGACAUGUUUCGCUUAUAUGCACAAUUACUCCUGCAUCAAGUAAUUUGGAGGAAACACAUAACACACUAAAAUUUGCAAGCAGGGCAAAGCGUGUUGAAAUAUAUGCCUCACGUAAUAAGAUAAUUGAUGAGAAAUCGCUGAUCAAGAAGUAUCAACGAGAAAUAUCAUGUCUCAAAGAGGAACUCGAUCAACUCAGAAGUGGAGUGAUCGUUGGCGUCCCCCAUGAAGAAAUUUUGGUCCUAAAACAGCAGUUGGAAGAAGGACAAGUCAAAAUGCAAUCGAGAUUGGAGGAGGAAGAAGAAGCUAAGUCAGCUCUAAUGAGCAGAAUUCAAAGGUUAACAAAGUUAAUACUUGUUUCCUCAAAAAAUUCAAUGCCUGGACAAUUGGGUGAGACACCUUCUCACCAAAGGAGUCUUUCCGCUUCUGAGGAUGAUAAGUUGGAUGUUCUGCAUGAUGGUUCUGUUAAACUUGAUGGCGAGAAUCAAAAAGAUUCUUCUUCUGCUUUAAUAAUUUCAUCAGAGGCUUAUCAUUUAAAACAUAGAAGAUCAUUCAGCAAGUGGAAUGAUGAUAUUUCACAAGCUGGCAGUACUUUAACUGAAACAACUCGAGCGGGUGAACUUAUUAGUGGUUCUUCCUGUGCGUCAAAACUGCCUAUAGAUGAGGUGACUAUGUCAGAUCAUAUGGACCUUCUGGUGGAGCAAGUGAAGAUGCUUGCAGGAGAGAUUGCUUUUAGCACUAGCACCCUAAAGCGUCUAGUAGAGCAGUCUGCAAACGACCCUGAAAGCUCAAGAUCGCAGAUUGAGAACUUGGAGCGUGAAAUUCAAGAGAAGCGGAAGCAGAUGAGAGUUUUGGAACAACGAAUAGUUGACAGUGGUGAAGCUUCAGUUGCUAGUGCAUCAAUGGUUGAAAUGCAACAGACCAUUACGAAGCUCAUGGCACAGUGCAGUGAGACGGGUUUUGAGCUUGAGAUUAAAUCUGCAGACAACCGUGUACUUCAAGAACAGCUUCAGAAUAAGUCUGCAGAAAUCAAGGAAUUGGAAGAGAAGAUUCUCCAGCUGGAGCAGCAAUUAGCUUCUGUUUCGAGUGACAAUAAGUCGUCUACUUCUGGGAAUUGUGUCCCUGAUGAAUAUACUGAAGAGUUGAAGAAAAAAGUUCAGUUGCAGCUGGUCCAUCAGGAAAUGGAGACUGAAAAGCUGAAAUUACAACAUGUUCAAAUUCUAGAGGAGAAUAGCGGAUUGCACAUACAAAAUCAGAAACUAGCUGAGGAAGCUUCUUACGCUAAGGAACUAGCAUCAGCUGCUGCAGUAGAGCUAAAGAACUUAGCUGGUGAAGUCACCAAGCUGUCGCUACAGAAUUCAAAACUAGAGAAGGAAAUGCAGGUGGCUCGUGAGUUGAGCACUAGAAGUUCUGGCAGUUAUGGUGGUAACCGCAAGCACAAUGAUGUUCAAAGAACUAAUCGUAGAGGUCGCGUUUCUGGCAGAGCAAAUGAAGUUUCUGGAAUGGUUAAUGAUGAUUUUGACAUGUGGAAUCUUGACCCAGAGGAUAUAAAAAUGGAGUUAGAAGCCCGAAAGCAACGCGAGGCCAUCCUUGAGGCUGCCUUGGCUGAGAAGGAAAUUUUGGAAGACGAGUACAGGAAAAAGGUUGAGGAGGCAAAGAAGAGGGAAGCUGCUCUAGAAAAUGAUCUGGCAAACAUGUGGGUACUGGUUGCUCGUCUAAAGAAAGAGGUUGCUUCUGCGCAAGAAACAAAGGUUAUUGGUACUCAGAAUGAAGAUGCAGGCCAAUUAGGUGAUGCAAAAAGUGACAGUGAUCACAAAGAUCCACCCCUUCAGAAUCGCCAAGCUCAAGAAAACUCAAUGACAAGUUCAGUCGUUGCCAAAGAAGAGCCACUAGUGGUCCGCCUGAAGGCUCGAAUGCAAGAGAUGAAGGAGAAAGAGCUUCGACACAGUGGGAAUGGAGAUGCAAAUUCUCAUGUGUGUAAAGUUUGUUUUGAAUCUCCUACAGCUACCAUGCUUCUACCAUGUCGUCAUUUUUGCUUAUGCAAGUCAUGUUCCCUUGCUUGCUCAGAAUGUCCUAUUUGCCGAACAAGCAUCAGUGAUCGGAUUUUUGCCUUUACUUGAUAAACUAAGUUAACCAUCCUUCGGAGAUAAGGGAUCACAGUUCUCUCCAAUGUUCACCUGCAAAACGCAGGUUCUAUUCUUUCAUUGAUCGACCUGUAUGUAAUUGAACUCAACUAAAAUUAUCGCUCUCCGUUUCUUCCUCUGUACAAAGGGACUGUGCUUCCCGAGCCCCCUUGAGGCGAAAACUACUGAGUAAGCUCAUGGUAGAUAAGUUCCAUGGACAAUCUCCGCCCGUGGAAGAAACAAACUUGGUCAUUUAAUGGAACUCGUUAUUUAUGCUGAACAUUCUUAAUUUUAUUUUGCGCUCCCUUUGUAUAAAUAGAAGUAGCUGAAUCUCCAAGUAGCUGCUAAAUCAUGUGAUGUGAGGGAAGAAAAAAAAGGAAUGAAACUGUCAAUAAUGACAAGCAAUUUCAACUUCAAUUUUUAAUGUCCAUAUUCCCUCUUCACGGAUUUGUUAUGAAUGGUAUUAAAUCCAAAAUUAUUGUUCCAGAUUAAAGAAUUGCAUGUGAUGAUGUUUAA